Messenger RNA from Nezara viridula (southern green stink bug), 603 nucleotides. The record is from the annotation of a GenBank genome assembly. Lineage: Eukaryota; Metazoa; Arthropoda; Insecta; Hemiptera; Pentatomidae.
AUGGCCCAUAUCAAGCGGACCGCUAGGAAAUCGACAGGAGGCAAAGCUCCGAGGAAGCAGCUGGCAACCAAAGCCGCCAGGAAGAGUGCUCCGGCCACCGGAGGUGUAAAGAAGCAUCACAGGUAUAGGCCCGGUACAGUCGCUCUCAGACAAAUCAGGAGGUACCAGAAGAAUACCGAGCUGGUCAUCAGGAAACUCCCGUUCCAGAGGUUGGUGAGGGAGAUCGCCCAGGACUUCAAGACCGACCUGAGUGCACAUUUGGUGGCCCUGAAAAGGGCCAUUGAAAGCACGCCAGGGUGCGGACAGCCCUUAGGCUCGUUUUCCGCGGAGACGGCGAGCCAGCUGGAUAUCCUUAGGCAUAAUAGUCACCCUCUUGGCCUGGAGGGCGCACAAGUUGGUAUCCUCGAAGAGACCUACGAGAUAGGCUUCGCUGGCCUCCUGGAGGGCCAGGACGGCCGAGCUCUGGAACCUCAGGUCGGUCUUGAAGUCCUGGGCGAUCUCCCUCACCAACCUCUGGAACGGGAGUUUCUGAUGAGCAGCUCGAUACUCUUCUGGUACCUCCUGAUUUGUCUGAGAGCGACUGUACCGGGCCUAUACCUGUGA